AUGAGACCAGCAAACGCUAGUUUGUUUCUUGACCACUUCAAGUCGUCGAUAUCCAUGGCUCUUGUGAGAGCAGCCGAUCCACAAACCUCCUCUGUUUCCAGUACUUCUGGAUAUUGUCGUUAUCACGUGUUCCUGAGUUUCAGAGGCCAAGACACUCGCAAGACUUUCACUGACCACCUCUACACGCCCUUGUCAACGCCGGAUUUCGCACUUUCCGAGACUACGAUGAAGUCGAGAGAGGAGAAGGUAUCAAGCCCGAACUGCAGAAAGCAAUCAAACACUCACGAACUUCUGUCAUUGUGUUCUCGAAAGACUACGCGUCAUCCAGAUGGUGCCUUGACGAGCUGGAAGCAGACAGGAAGUCUUGCAAAGGCAUUUGCUAGACACCAAAAAACUGAACCGCUGCCGAAGGUGAAGGCAUGGAGAGAGGCACUUGCAGAGGUUGCAGAUCUGGCAGGGAUGGUCUUGCAAAAUCAAGCUCAUGGGUACGAGUCAAAGUUCAUCAAGAAAAUAGUUAAAGUGAUUGGAGACAAACUAAGUCGCACACCAUUGAGUGUUGCUCCCAACUUGGUUGGAAUGCAUUCUCGAGUCGAAAGAAUUAAUUUCUGGUUACAACGGAGGUCAACUGAUGUUGGCAUACUUGUAAUCUAUGGGAUGAGUGGAAUAGGGAAAACAACCAUCGCAAAGACUGUUUACAAUUCAAACUUUAGAAUAUUUGAAGGAAGCAGCUUCCUUGAAAAUAUCAAAGAAGUUUCACAGCAACCCAAUGGCUUAGUUCAAAUACAAACACAACUUCUUUCUGAUAUUUUGAAUGGAAGAAAAAUGAAAAUAAGCAAUGUUAGUGAGGGAUUAAUUAAGAUUGAAGAUGCAAUAAGCUCUAAAAGGGUUCUUCUUGUUCUCGAUGAUGUGGAUCAUCUGGACCAAUUAGAUGCAGUACUUCAAGUGAAAGAUCGAUUUUAUCCAGGUAGUAAAAUCAUCAUAACAACUAGGCGUGCAAGAUUGUUAAAGGCUCAUCAAAUUACUGAGGUGUAUGCAGUUGGAACUUUGACUCAAAAAGAAUCAUUGGAGCUCUUCAGUUGGCACGCUUUUGGCCAAGACCAUCCUGUUGAAGAUUACAUAGAAUAUUCAGAGAAGCUAGUCGAUCAUUGCGGAGGACUUCCAUUAGCUCUCAAAGUUUUAGGUUCUUCUUUGUUGGGGGAAAGUGUAUGUCUAUGGAAAAGUGCAUUGGAGAAGUUAGAAGUUAUUCCAAAUGGUGAAAUAAUAAAUAAACUAAGAGUAAGCUAUGACUCUUUGCAAGAUGACCAUGACCAAAAAUUAUUCCUCCACAUUGCUUGUUUCUUUAUCGGAAUGGACAAAGAUUACAUUGCUAAAAUACUAGAUGGAUGUGAUUUCUAUACAAUUGUUGGCAUUCAAAAUCUCAUCGAUAGAUGUUUGGUGAUUAUUGAUGGAUGGGACAAGGUGCGGAUGCACGACCUGAUUCGUGGAAUGGGAAGAGAAAUUGUUCGCCUAGAAUCAAAGGAGCCCUGGAAGCGUAGUAGAGUAUGGCAUCAUAAGGACUCUUUCAAAAUCUUGAAGGAAAAGAAUGGUACGGAAACAAUUGAAGGUCUUGUCCUGGACAUCCACAUGUGCCCUACUAUAAACUCAAAUGAGAAAGUCUUGGAAACCAAUGCAUUUUCACGGAUGCAGGAACUAAAACUACUCCAUCUUAGUCAUGUAAAACUCCGCGGAUGUUACGCAAAAUUUUGUAGUGGACUAAGAUGGUUGUGUUGGCUUGAAUUUCCUUUAGAUUCUAUACCCGUCGAUUUUCCUGUGGGAAGCAUUAUUGUUCUUGAAAUGCAAUACAGCAAUCUGAGACAAGUAUUCAAGGGAACAAAAAAGGAGGUUUUCUCUCGUUUUGUAUGUUUACCAGACGAAGAAGAAGAGCAACAGGAUGAUAUCACAGUUGCAACCACUACAGGCAGCAAUAACUCCGGCGGCCUCGGUGGCUGGAAGCUGCUCGCAGCUUGUUUCUGUUGUCCCGUUGGUAUGAAAAUGUAG
This is a messenger RNA of Prunus armeniaca (apricot), 2037 nucleotides long. NCBI's taxonomy places the organism in Eukaryota, Viridiplantae, Streptophyta, Magnoliopsida, Rosales, Rosaceae. The record is from the annotation of a GenBank genome assembly.